AUGGUGUUGGUGUGCUGGGAAGUAAAGUUAGUUGAUGGGGCAGGUAGGGAUGUGAGAGUGCGGCUAGCAUGCGCGGGCCGGCUGCAGACGCGGCAGACAGUGCGGCUCGCGCGGCGGCGGCGCCUGCGGGCGGCGCGGGGGCGCGCGCGGGGCGCGGCGGCGCGGCGGCGCGAUGCUGCGCGCCUCUCAGUCGAGACGCGAGGCCCGCCCGCCCUAGCCGCCCAGUGUCGACAUGAAGAACGAAGACGGAAGUGUGUAACGACUGGCGGCGAUCGGGGAGGCCACCGCGUUAACCCUGCCCGAAUUAGUGCACCGGACGAGACUAAAAUAGCGAGGCGGCGUGUACGGUUACAUGCGGCGCGUCAAUGUCGGCGCGCCGGCAGGCCGCGUGCUCCUCGGCGGCUCUCGGCGGGUAAGCUUACACUGCGUCUGAUUGCAGAGCGAGCUGAGGCCAGCCCUAUAUGUGGAGGCGGCGCUGCGGGCCCGCCGCCGCCGCCGCCGCCGCCCGGCGCCGCUCUCCGCGCCGCGCACGCCCUCGCACCUCGCACUACUAGCUAUUCCUGGAGUCAUCUGUUCCACUGUAUACGCUAA
Spodoptera exigua (beet armyworm) is the source of this 591-nucleotide messenger RNA. The record is from the annotation of a GenBank genome assembly. Lineage: Eukaryota; Metazoa; Arthropoda; Insecta; Lepidoptera; Noctuidae.